AUCUUACUUCGACUGGGUGGGGGUAAGAAGUAACUACUUUCUCCCACGAGCUUUACGGACAUAGAAUGCUAACUGACUGAGACACGACUCACUACUACUUGAGACUCCUCACAACAAUGGCCGGCAUAUCGGACGUUGACAACAUCGACUGGGGCAACAGCAACGGCGACGAAUCAGCUGGCGAAUCGGCUGGCGAGGGCACUCAGCCAGACGUAAAUGGACAAUCCAACCCUAUGAGUUCCAUCUCAGAAUGGGCAGACGCCACGGCCACUGAGGCGACGACAAUCACGGCACUAGACAACCCAUCAGCAUCAACCACCCAAGCAACAGAGACAUCUAUAUACACCUCGGCGUCUACCACAAGCUUUACCUCAGACUCAACCCCGUCCAGUACCUCCAUAGCUUCCGCGGACAGCGAUGACGGAGGCGGCGGCGGCGGCCUCAGCACCACGACCAAGGUUGCAAUCGCCGUCCCUAUUGCUGUCGUGGGUGCGGCCAUCCUUGCAGCAGUCAUUUUCUUCCUUCUUCGUCGCCGUCGUCGCCAACGCCAACGGACCUCCGCACCUGGGAUUUUAACACGCCAACUAGACACUUCGUCUUCUGCCUUCCUCCCUAGUCAACCCCAGAUCGCCCCCGUUCCGGCCCCAGGACCAGUUAACCGUAACCCGUUUCCCAGCAACAACGACAAUCUACCUCCGCCUCCACCUUAUCUCCGUCCACCAGGGACCGAGCCGGGGACAGGAGUAGACAGCACAUCAUCGGCGGCCCCGGUAGCAGGUGCUGCAGCCGGAGCUGGAGUUGCAGUAACAGACCGAGAUCUCAACUGGCGAACAUCCGAAGAGCGCGCUAGAGAAGCAGCGGCACGGCCGCGUUCACCAUUUGACCGUCCAAAUGACAAUGACGACAAUAUGUCUGUAGUGUCGGAGAUCAACGAUCGCGAAGCGAUGAUGAGAGAUAGAGGGCUCCGGGAUGAUGAUGAUGAUGAUGAUGAUGAUGAUAUCUCGUCUAUGUCCAGUUUCGGUGCCGAUGACCAUGAGCAUCGACAGGCCGCGCAUCGGGGGAGUUAG
Messenger RNA from Aspergillus nidulans FGSC A4, 1067 nucleotides. RefSeq lists its product as uncharacterized. Bases 117 to 1067 code for a protein of 316 amino acids. The record is from RefSeq and is a predicted model, not a curated record. Lineage: Eukaryota; Fungi; Ascomycota; Eurotiomycetes; Eurotiales; Aspergillaceae. The transcript has a single exon. Gene Ontology annotation, cellular component: membrane.